Bombina bombina (fire-bellied toad) is the source of this 2839-nucleotide messenger RNA. It is a transcript of the gene COLGALT1, whose product is annotated as collagen beta(1-O)galactosyltransferase 1. Bases 69 to 1904 code for a protein of 611 amino acids. The record is from RefSeq and is a predicted model, not a curated record. The transcript is spliced from 12 exons. Lineage: Eukaryota; Metazoa; Chordata; Amphibia; Anura; Bombinatoridae. Gene Ontology annotation, molecular function: procollagen galactosyltransferase activity.
CCCCUUAAAGAAGACCCUCUGGCCAUAAACUUUUAGUCGGAGGAUAGAAAGUAACUUUAUUCGUCAAUAUGAUCAGAGUAAGGAUUUGUUCUCUAUUUCCAGCGUUACUGCUGUUCUCGCUGCUUCUCGAGCUCACUGCGGGUUACUUUCCGGAGGAGCGUUGGAACCCCGAGUCGCCCUUUCGGCCUCCCACCGUCCUUAUUGCACUUAUUGCGAGAAAUGCAGAGAGCUCCCUACCCGACGUACUGGGGGCUGUGGAUAGGCUGCUGUAUCCCAAGGACAGGCUCUCCCUAUGGGUUGCUACAGAUCACAAUAUAGACAAUACAAGCAGUAUCCUGCGGGAAUGGCUGAUAAAUGUGCAGAGUCAGUACCACCAUGUCGAAUGGAGACCACAAGAGCAUCCCAGGUGGUUUCAAGAUGAAGAAGGACCCAAACACUGGAGCCGUUCCCGUUACGAGUACGUCAUGAAGCUGCGUCAGGCAGCGCUGACUUCAGCCCGUGAAAUGUGGGCUGACUAUGUCCUGUUUUUGGAUUCUGAUAACCUGCUUACAAACCCAGACACACUGAGUCUGUUAAUGGCUGAAAAUAAGACUGUGGUGGCUCCCAUGUUGGAAUCCCGGGCAGCGUACUCUAACUUUUGGUGUGGAAUGACAACCCAGGGCUAUUACAGAAGAACUCCUGCGUAUAUGCCAAUCAGACGCAGAGAACGCAAAGGUUGCUUUGCUGUACCAAUGGUUCAUUCCACUUUUUUGAUUGACCUUCGGAAAGAAUCUUCUAAACAUCUUGAUUUCUACCCCCCUCAUUCUGACUACACUUGGGCAUUUGAUGACAUCAUAGUGUUUGCUUUUUCAUGUCGGCAAGCAGAAGUUCAGAUGUUCCUUUGCAAUAAGGAAGUAUACGGUUAUCUCCCUGUGCCUUUGCGUGCUCACAGCACUCUGAUGGAUGAGACUGACAACUUCCUGCAUGCCAAGCUUGAAGCAAUGGUAAGGAAUCCUCCUUCUGAGCCGUCAGCGUUUGUGUCUGUGGCCCCUAAAGUCCUUGACAAGGUGUCACUGGAUGAGGUCUUUCUCAUUAACUUAAAACGCAGACAGGACAGAAGGGAACGCAUGAAAAGGGCUCUUUAUGAACUCCAGAUAGACUUCAAAUUAUCGGAUGCAGUGGAUGGGAAGGCACUAAAUGAAACAAAUGUGACUGCGCAAGGUAUAAAGAUGCUCCCAGGUUAUAAGGAUCCAUAUCAUGGCCGCCCACUUACCCGAGGAGAGAUGGGAUGUUUUCUCAGCCACUAUAACAUCUGGAAAGAGAUCUCUGAGAGAUCUCUUGCUGUUUCGGCUGUGUUUGAAGAUGACCUGAGAUUUGAAAUUUUCUUCAAGAGGCGACUACAGAAUCUGCUGGAGGAUGCGAAGAAAGCAAAAUUAGACUGGGAUCUCAUCUACCUGGGGAGGAAACGGAUGCAAGUAGAUGAGCCUGAAGAAUCGGUGUCUGGAGUCCGAAACUUGGUGGUAGCAGAUUACUCUUACUGGACUUUGGGGUAUCUGAUCUCACUCCGUGGGGCAAAAAAGCUACUCAAUGCUGAACCUCUAACAAAGAUGCUUCCUGUGGAUGAGUUCCUGCCUAUUAUGUAUGAUAAGCAUCCCGUUUCUGAUUAUUCCAAUCAAUUUUCUCCUCGGGACCUACUCGCCUUUUCUGUAGAGCCCCUACUUAUAUACCCCACACACUAUACUGGGGAUGAGGGCUACAUUAGUGAUACAGAAACGUCUGUGCUGUGGGACAAUGUUACACAGCCCACCGACUGGGACCGUGCAAAAUCACAAAAAACUCAACAGCAGGAGAAGUUGCGCAGUGAAGCUUUGAACACCCCGACCCUGCAAUCCCCUUUUGACAAUGCUGCUCGAGAUGAAUUAUGACGCUGAGGUUUUGUAGCCCCAUCUUUUAGUAACAGGAAACUGAGGGAAUUUAAGCUUUCUGUGUGGGAAACUACUUGAUUACUUAUUGGAACGGUUAUGUGUUUUUUGUUUUUUUGUUUUAUUUUAUUUUAAUAGCAACAUGGAUAAUCUUCCUUUAUAUCAUGUCCUUUCAUUUCAUACUUGUUCCCCUUUUGAUUACAUUCUAGUAGAACAUACCAGCAAAUAUGAUCUCUCUGUGGGAGAUCUCUAAUGCCUUUUAAUUAUUGGAAAGGUCCUCUGUGCUGGAACAUUUAAUAACAAUAAAAAUAAGAGUAAUAUAUUUAGAUCUAGAGACUGAACAACACCUAAUGCAAUACUUAAAAGAACAUUCUAAUGCAAAAAUUAAAUGCUAGAGCAAGUAAUGUUGGCAUUACUGACUCUAGGUAACUAUGUGGUUAUCCCCAGCAAAGGUGUUAAACAGAUACAUAAAGUCCCAUUAACGCACUGCAUGCCGUGCAGGACACAGCCGAUGAACCAAUCAGAUGUGGCAGUCUCACAACCCCGCUAAUCACUCUGUGUCCGUCGCUGAAGCUACAGACCUUGCAGUUCCCAAGUGAAAUUUUAUGUAACCCUUUUAAACACAUAGUUUCCCAGGGUAAGUAAUGCAAAAAAUAUGUGCUCUUACUAAUAUUAGGGCAUGUCAUAUAUUGCAUUGAAAUGUCUCUUAAAAAAAAUCUUAUUUCCUUAUGCCAGGUAUAUUGCAUGUGAUUGUUUCUAAUUCUAUAAAGUUAAAGAGACGCUGUUCUUUAUAUUAGAAACAAAUCCAUUGUUUUUAUUCCCUUUACACAUUCAGAUGCCACAUAUCAUCUUAAAGCUGCAGAAUGACUUUUAUUUUUAAGAUAGAAAUGGUGUGGUGAUUGGUUGAUUUUCUAGGUAAAAUAAAACAUUUAAAAAUA